UUCUGACAUCCUGCUAUGCCCUCAUCUUCGUGACCUCGUCUUUUUUCACUCUCUCAUGAGCCGAAACCGCCCACGCAAAUGGCGAGUUACACAGUCCGAUCACCGGUAACUCAACUUCCCGGCAAAAUCAAUUGCAUUUCGUCACAGUCCGAUCAGAAAGCAACUGUAUCCGUCAGCUUUCGUUCGAAGCGAUGUCGUAGCGUCGUCGUUUCGGCUUCUCUUCACGGAGAGAGCGAAAAUGACGCUAAUAAUUUUCAGGCAGUUGAAUUGCAGAACAUCUUAAAUGAUUUCCCUUUCGAAGUCGACUCCAAAAAUGGAUUUCACUCGCUCCCAAAGCCUCUGUCUUCGAUCCAGGCAUCCAAUUCAAUCUCUGAUGGUUCUCGGCUUCGUGUUGCUUACCAGGGAGUUCGUGGGGCGUACAGUGAGUCAGCUGCACAGAAGGCGUAUCCCAAUUGUGAAGCUGUUCCUUGCGACCAAUUUGAGACCGCUUUCGAAGCUGUUGAGCGGUGGCUUGUGGAGCGUGCUGUCUUACCAAUUGAAAAUUCUUUAGGUGGGAGCAUCCAUAGAAAUUAUGACCUUUUGCUGCGGCACAGAUUGCAUAUAGUAGGGGAAGUGAAACUUGCAGUUCGCCAUUGCUUAUUAGCCAAUCAUGGUGUUAAUGUCGAAGACUUGGAAAGGGUUCUGAGCCAUCCCCAGGCUCUUUCUCAGUGUGAAAAUACAUUGACAAAGUUGGGAUUGGUCAGAGAAGCAGUAGAUGAUACUGCUGGUGCUGCGAAGCUUGUGGCUUUCAACAAACUAAAAGAUGCAGCAGCAGUUGCUAGCUCUUCUGCUGCAAAGAUAUAUGGCUUGAACAUACUUGCUGAAGACAUUCAGGAUGAUUGUGACAAUAUCACCCGGUUUCUAAUGCUGGCCAGGGAACCCAUUAUUCCUGGUAUAGAUAGACCAUUCAAGACGAGUAUAGUUUUCUCAUUGGAAGAAGGUCCUGGGGUGCUUUUCAAGGCACUUGCUGUGUUUGCCCUGAGGCAAAUCAACCUCACCAAGGUUCAGACUUCUCUUCCUGGAACUCUUCUCUUUUACCACAUCUACACUCUUUUUCGAG
Messenger RNA from Carica papaya (papaya), 1099 nucleotides. The record is from RefSeq and is a predicted model, not a curated record. Lineage: Eukaryota; Viridiplantae; Streptophyta; Magnoliopsida; Brassicales; Caricaceae.